AAAAAGCAGAAAUAAGACAUGCACUUCCUACAACAAAUCACGAUAUGUAAGAUGAGGUACUAUUAAAGAAAUCGUUCUACCUUCUUACUGAUAUAAGUCAAUAUCGGCGAAAGUUACUGAUACAGGGAUAUCGACAAUUACAACAGUGAUUAUGGAGGUCAAAAUCAUGCUAGCUUUUGUUUUCUGUGCCUGUGUUUGGCUUGCAGAAGGAAAUGCUGAAAAGAAAGGACAUCGUUACAGUAUCAAGCUUCAAGAUGAUCCAUGUAAUUUCAAUACCUACGACAUUGACAUGGACGGGAUAAUCGCUAAGGACGAACUGCUGGCUGUACUCAGUAUAAAUGACGCAGACAACACUCUAUUCGCUCUCGUAGAUUUGAUGGCUGAAGACAAAGUAAUAAAACGGGACGAAUUUUAUGCCUUGGUACCGAUGUUCAUAGCUGAAUGUUCCGACUCCAACAAGGAAUAACAUCCUGCGUCUAUUUCCGUGAAAGUUAUGUUUACAAUAACAAUCGAAUUUCUACAGACAAUAAAAGCAAUUUAAGUGAA
This is a messenger RNA of Mercenaria mercenaria, 546 nucleotides long. RefSeq lists its product as uncharacterized. Bases 152 to 466 code for a protein of 104 amino acids. The transcript is spliced from 4 exons. NCBI's taxonomy places the organism in Eukaryota, Metazoa, Mollusca, Bivalvia, Venerida, Veneridae. The record is from RefSeq and is a predicted model, not a curated record.